This is a messenger RNA of Jatropha curcas, 1824 nucleotides long. NCBI's taxonomy places the organism in Eukaryota, Viridiplantae, Streptophyta, Magnoliopsida, Malpighiales, Euphorbiaceae. The record is from RefSeq and is a predicted model, not a curated record.
UGGAACGAUUCGUUCCAUUAAUAAUUUCCCUUCCAAAAUCCCAUCUCCUUUCUCAAAUCGCAGUUUCCAGCCCAGUUUUUACUACAAAUCAAUAUAAUCUAGUAUUUUUUUUUUUUUCCUUCUUGCCAAUGAACAGUCAAAGAACUGACCUAAAAAAAAUCAUUAUCUCAAUCCUGCUCCCUUUCUCUUAGUGUUAGUUGGUGCUUACCCAUGAGCUUCAGUUUAGCGCGCUUCCUCCUCAAAUUUGGAAUUUCUUCAAACAUCAACGCCAACUACGGCUUUCUUCUUAUAACUCCCAACAAACGCAAAUUUACAGCAACUGCCGCCUCUACAGCUCACGAGUCGAACCAGGAGCUACUAGUGGUGGUUGGCGGUGGAGCAGCCGGAGUUUAUGGGGCAAUUAGAGCCAACACUUUGGCUCCUAAUCUUAAUGUGGUGAUUAUAGAGAAAGGAAAGCCUCUAUCUAAGGUGAAAAUAUCUGGAGGAGGUAGAUGCAAUGUUACAAAUGGGCAUUAUACUGAUCAUAUGGUUUUGGCAGAGCAUUAUCCUAGGGGUCAUAAAGAAUUGAGAGGAUCUUUCUUCAAUACACAUGGCCCAUUGGAUACUAUGUCUUGGUUUUCUGAUCAUGGGGUGGCAUUGAAGAUUGAGGAUGAUGGAAGAGUGUUUCCCAUCAGCAAUAGUUCAUCUUCAGUUAUUGAUUGUCUUCUAACAGAGGCAAAGCGGAAGGAAGUUUCUCUGCAAACUGGAAAAGUUGUAACAAAUGCGUCUAUCAGUGCGGGUGGAAAGUUUCAUCUGAAGGUUGAGAAACGUACAAUUGAUUAUGUUGAAUCUGUUGAAGCUGAUUAUCUAUUGAUUGCCAGUGGGAGUAGUCGACAGGGUUAUAAUCUUGCAAAUCAGCUAGGUCAUUCAAUUGUUGAUCCAGUACCAAGCUUAUUCACUUUCAAGAUUGAAGAUAAACAGCUUGCGGAGUUAGCAGGGGUUACAUUUCCUAAGGUUGAGGCAAAGCUGAAAUUAGAAAAUGUCCGAAGGAAUAUACCACACCUUACACAGGUUGGUCCCAUGUUAGUCACACAUUGGGGACUUAGUGGACCAGUAAUUCUUCGGUUAUCUGCUUGGGGGGCGCGUCAUCUGUUUUCUUCAGUUUACAAAGGAAUGCUUAUGGUGGAUUUUAUACCUGACUUGCAUAUAGAAAGCAUAAAGUCAAUCCUCAGUCAACACAAGAUUAAAUUUUUGAAGCAAAAAAUAGUCAAUUCAUGUCCUUCAGAAUUUGGCCUUCCAAAGAGAUUUUGGAAAUAUAUAUUGGAUCGUGAGAAUGUAAUUGGAGAUACCUUGUGGGCUUCCAUAUCGAAUACCUCCAUCAUUUCCAUUGCGCAUCUUUUAAAACACUGUACAUUUGGAAUAAUGGGAAAGGGUCAAUUUAAGGAUGAAUUUGUCACUGCAGGAGGUGUUCCAUUGUCCGAGAUUUCAUUGAACACAAUGGAAAGCAAGAUCUGUUCACGGCUUUUCUUUGCAGGAGAGAUUAAACAUCAAUUGCAGGUGCUGAAUGUUGAUGGGGUGACAGGUGGUUUUAAUUUCCAGAAUGCGUGGUCUGGCGGAUACAUUGCUGGGACAAGUAUUGGUGAACUAGCAGUUGAAGAUAGUCUAAAGGAGGAAGUUUUAUGAGUUGAAAGUCAGUCCUAACAUUAUCCUUUUUUCACUUUAUGAGAAGUUGUACCUGAAUGUUUCAUUUUUCAUAUUGUUUUAGCUUUUCUUCAUAUGCAUGUUUGCUCAACAGUACACAAAUAAAAUUUACUACACUAGUCAUCAACAUUAUAUUCUUCUCUA